Messenger RNA from Didymodactylos carnosus, 1065 nucleotides. Lineage: Eukaryota; Metazoa; Rotifera; Eurotatoria; Philodinida; Philodinidae. The record is from the annotation of a GenBank genome assembly.
AUGGGACCUGGAAAGCUAGUUUGUUUAAUGAUACUAGCAUUUGGUCUUCUUGGUUUUCUAUUCAUAAUAAGUGUUGUGUUAGCCCUUAUUCCAUUAUAUAUUGCAAAGCACUCAGGAACCCCGCUAACAGGCUCUGCAAGUAAUUCACUCACUGACUGUCAAACAUUAACAGCGAAAUUCAACACAACCUGUUCAAGUGGACCAGUUACUAACAUAAAAGCAACAACUGGCACAAAUGUGACUUGUCUAGGGUUAACCGGCACAUCUAAUUCGACGGUCAAAAUUCGAGUACAAUCAAACGGACUGCCACUAUUUUGCCCAAAUAUUCCAAUGUUAGAUACGUUCAGUGAACAGAACAUUGAUUUUGAGGUUAACUUUAAUCCUGCUGUCAGCGUCAAUUCACCAAUCUUUAAACCACCGACACAGAGCGCACUCGACAGUAUAUUGUGCAAUAUUUCAAGUGAAAUGGCUCCGCCAUCAUCCUCUGGUUACUUUUUAUAUUCCACACCAGCGUCUGGUGGUACUUUAGCUGGUAUAUCUGUGGAUGGUGUUUCAAUUUUCAAUGUGAAUAGUGCGAAUAAUCAAGAUCCGUUUUACCCAUCAACAGCCGGCCCUGAAAGCGUUGAUCAGUGUCUAGCACACUGUAAUCCAACUGGUGCUGUAUACCAUUAUCAUAUUGCAUCGGGAUGUGCUCUUAAUCCACCAUCAGGCAAUAUUACAUCAUGUUCAGCAAAUACUUCAUGCAGUUCCAGUAUAGCAGCAUACAGUAUAAGUACAUUCACGAAUUACAAACAACUGACAGUUAUUGGUAUAGCAAAAGAUGGACAUAUUAUUUACGGGCCGUACAACUCAGACGGAACAAAAGUAACUAAAGGUUUUGACAUAUGUAAUGGAAUGUUUUACGAUAAAAUUGGUAAUUAUGGGUACUUUGCGACACAAACAUUUCCGUACAUAACAGGAUGUUUUGGACCUGGUAAUUACCCCACCAUCACUCCUAGUUGUACAACAAAUCCGGCAUCAGCUUAUACAAGAUCAUAUUACGCAAGACUAUUCACAACUGGAUGA